Molecule: messenger RNA, 2103 nt
Organism: Vollenhovia emeryi
Lineage: Eukaryota; Metazoa; Arthropoda; Insecta; Hymenoptera; Formicidae
Exons: 10
Coding region: 171-1565 (464 amino acids)
Cellular component (GO): endoplasmic reticulum; membrane
Molecular function (GO): chloride channel activity
Source: RefSeq, a predicted model, not a curated record
GAUUUGGUGAGAAAGUGCGAGACAUCGGAGUGCCGGCACUGCCGGCAUGCGUGCUUUCCCAAACAAUUCGCGUCGCAGAAUAUCUUGUUUGUUUACUCCGAACUUUUCUCGCGAUACGACAACGUUUUUAGGCAUUUCCGAAGACACGUGGGAGCGUUCGUUGCAUCGACAUGCGUGGCUCACAAUUGCUGAUAUACAUCGUGUUUCACCUGUGCGCGCUCUUCACGAAUGUCUAUUGCGAGGAGGCUGACAUAAUCGAUGAUGUCACGCCAGCCACUCCCGAACUGGGCAAAGAUCUACACUCGUUCUUCUACAUGGCCCCGGAAGAUGACUUGCCUAGCCCGGUGCCAGAGACGAGGAAAAACGAGCAAUCGCUCACCAUGGCGCAGCCAUGUCGAGAACUGGAUGAACGAAGCACUCAGGAAGGAAUUUUCUAUAAACGUUUGGUCACUAUAUUAUUGGCAAAUCUCGCGAUACAGAGAAUCGAUGACAGAUUGAUUGGGACGCUUAACAUAGAGGCACCUACUUCGCAAUUCGAGUACCUUCAGAACUUUGUAAACCAAGGCCAAGGUUCUAUAAGGGAGGUCGACAGAAUUCUCGACAGUGCGAUAAAGCAGUCGGAAUACUCGGCGUGCCACUAUAUGACAGAGGUGUCUCGUUAUUUCAACUUGUUUGUGAGCAAAGCAUCGGAGUACUUCACGUAUUGUCUAUUGUUUUUGAAAGAACACGUAAGAAUGAGUAAUUUAACGGGGGAAAUAACUGUAAUCUCCUUUACAGUCAUAGCUAUUUUUAUGAUCUUGAGAAGGAAAAGAUGCUCUCGAGGUUUACUUAUCUUUCUCAUGUUCGAUGUUAUAUUUGCAAUUAGCUUCUUCAUAACUUGGUGGCGACUUAUACAGGAAGCAGAAAUUAAAUUAAUGGCGAAACAAGCGCAAUUUGCGGAAAUGCCUAUUGCCUGCCAGCCGCAUAAAAUGAAUCUGUGGAACAAAAUGAUUACAACAGUUUUCGAAAAUCUCUUCACAACGAAUAAUGAUUGUGAAAGAUACUAUGAAACUAUCAUGAUGAAUCCUAGACUGCAAGUGACACCAGCACAGGCACUGACUCACUUAUUUAGUUCGGUCGUUUUCCAACCUUUCUCGUACUUUGGAUUAGUUAUAUCUGAAUUUAUAGAUAAUGCUACCAGCAAAUUGAACUUUUUAUGCAAGUUUCCCAUCGUAAUCGUUCUUUUCUUAACUUUCUGCGUAUGUAUGAUAUUAAUACCGUUUUCGUGGAUUGGCGGAUCUAUUAAUUUUGGUAUUGGACCUUUCUUCAAAUUUGGAAUGAGAGGCAGACAGAACUUAAACGAAAAGAAAGAGCGCAUUGAACGGAUUCGCGAGGAGACUUCAUCUCCGAUGAGACUGGAAGAUUCAGAAAAGAUGAAGCAAAUUACGUUUGAGCAAGAUAAUGAUCCUGCUGGAGGCGACGCUGGUACUGAUACACAACAUCUAAGAGAAAGACGUAAAAAAAUUAAGUGCAAAAGUAAAAAUGGAGAUGGAGAUAUCGUAUGUGAAAAAGAUGGACAUUGCUAACAAAGUUCUCGCAUUGUUGGAUACAAUGCUCCUCUCAUUAAUUUUUGUUUACACAUUCUGAUUAUACAGUAAUCAGUUUUAUAGAUUAGUAAUUAUUAAUUAUUUUAUACAUUAAUAAUUGAUAAGCAUAUCGAUGUUACAUCCUUGAAAUUAUAAGCUCAUUGUAUUGUAUAAUAAUAUUGAGAGAACAUUGGCGGGCAUAAAUUAAUCCUAAAGUAACUGUAUAAUAUUAUUUAAAUAUUUCGAGAAUAUUGAAGAUAUUUAUAUUAAUGUAUCGUAAAGUAAACUUUGGUAUAUUUUGUAUGUUACACUAAUAUAUUUUAAUAUCUCUCGCUUGUAGAAGUACUUAACACAUACGGAUGAACUGCGAAUCCUACUGGUACAGAGCGCCUUAUAUUUUUAUAGAUUAAUACUACUUGCUGUGAUAUAAACAUUGUAUUUUAUCGUAAGAUCAUAUUAAUCAAAUUAUCGCCAUAUGUGCAUGUUAUUUGUAUAGCUUGUUUCAAGUAUCUUAUUAAACGAUACAUUGACUACUCAA